GGGCGCAACCACCUGCACGCCCACUCCGCGAGCCCUCCCACCGCCAGGUGGGCCCGCUCCCCGCUGCUCUUAGCUAGUCCACUUGGCCCGCCGGCCGGGGCACUCAUCAGUUACUCUCGCAACCCGACGACCGCCGCCGCCCCCUCCCCUCCCAUCGCGCUCGCUCCCCGGGUGGGAGGAUUCCCGACCGGCGGCGACCGCGCCGCCGCCCAUGGGCCCCGUCCGGCUCGCCCUCCUCCUCCUCCUCCUCGCCGCCGCCGCCGUCGUGCUCGGCCCCGGCGGCGGCGGCGAGGCGGUGUACAUCCCGUACAACACGUCGGCGGGGGUGGUCAACGGGAAGCUGAACGUGCACGUGGUCCCCCACACCCACGACGACGUCGGCUGGCUCAAGACCGUCGACCAGUACUACGUCGGAUCCAACAACUCCAUCCAGAAUGCCUGCGUUCAGAACGUGCUGGAUUCGCUCGUGCCGGCGCUGCUCAAGGACGAGAACCGCAAGUUCAUCUACGUCGAGCAGGCGUUUUUCCAGAGAUGGUGGAGGCAGCAGAGCGACAUGAUCAAGGAUACAGUGAAGGGGCUCGUCAGCUCCGGCCGGUUGGAGUUCAUAAAUGGGGGUAUGUGCAUGCACGACGAGGCGACUGUGCACUACAUUGACAUGAUCGAUCAGACUACGCUGGGGCACAGGUUCAUCAAGGAGGAGUUUGGUCAGAUUCCGAGGAUUGGUUGGCAGAUCGAUCCAUUUGGGCACUCUGCAGUUCAGGCUUACCUCCUCGGUGCAGAAGUAGGAUUUGAUGCCUUAUAUUUUUUCCGGAUUGAUUACCAAGAUCGUGACACGAGGAAUGGGACAAAAGAACUCGAGGUUGUAUGGAGGGGCUCCAAGACCUUCGGCUCAUCAGCUGAUAUUUUUGCUGGCAUCUUCCCAAAAAAUUAUGAACCACCACCUGGUGAGUUUUAUUUUGAAGUCGAUGAUACUUCCCCUGUUGUCCAGGAUGAUCCCCUUCUUUUUGAUUACAAUGUUGAACAACGGGUGAAUGAUUUUGUUGCUGCAGCGCUGGCACAGGCAAAUGUUACAAGGACAAACCAUAUCAUGUUUACAAUGGGAACAGACUUCAAAUAUCAAUACGCAGAAAGUUGGUUCAGACAGAUGGACAAAUUAAUUCAUUAUGUGAACAAGGAUGGCCGUGUGAAUGCUCUGUACUCCACUCCUUCCAUUUACACUGAUGCAAAAUUUUCUACAAAUGAGCCAUGGCCUCUUAAGACAAAUGAUUUCUUUCCAUAUGCAGAUAACCCCAAUGCAUACUGGACAGGUUACUUCACAAGCAGACCUGCCUUAAAACGAUAUGUCCGCAUGAUGAGUGGAUAUUACUUGGCAGCUAGGCAGCUGGAGUUCUUCAUUGGGAGAAGCAAGUCAGGUUCCACAACAGAUAGCUUAGGAGAUGCUCUAGCUCUUGCUCAGCAUCAUGAUGCUGUUACAGGAACAGAGAAGCAACACGUUGCAAAUGAUUAUGCGAAGAGAUUAUCAAUUGGCUAUAAGAAAGCGGAGGAACUGGUUUCGACUUCUCUCGGUUGCUUGAGUGAGUCAGGCUCAAAUUCUCGUUGUUCGUCCCCAACGACAAAGUUUGGGCAGUGUCCUCUCCUGAACAUUACUUAUUGCCCCCCUUCCGAGAUGAACUUAUCUCAAGGAAAAAGCUUGGUUGUUCUUGUGUACAACUCUCUUGGAUGGAAACGAGAGGAUGUCCUCCGCAUACCAGUCAUGAGUGACUCGAUUGUUGUCCAUGAUUCUGAAGGAAGAGAAAUUGAAUCGCAACUUCUGCCUAUAGCUAAUGCCUCAUCGCACCUACGGGACAGACAUGUCAAGGCUUACUUGGGCACAUCGCCUGCUGCAAGUCCUAAGUUUUGGGUUGCUUUUCCUGCUUCGGUAGCACCACUUGGUUUUAGCACUUAUUUUAUCUCGAUCGGAAAGAGAUCAGCAUCUAUCUCUUCGACAUCCACUCUAAAUUCUCAGGGAAGUGAAAGUAGGAAUCUGCAAGUUGGGCAAGGGCGUUUGAAACUUCAAUAUGAUGCAGCUGGAGCAUUAUCCCAGUACUCCGAUAGCAAGACACAGGUCGAAGCAAAUUUUGAGCAGAAGUACAAGUAUUACCUAGGACAAGAUGGAAGCGGAGAUGAUCCUCAGGCUUCUGGAGCAUACAUAUUUCGCCCUAAGGGCGUUGUUCCUAUCAAAACUGAUGGUCAGGUUCCUCCCACGAUUCUGCGUGGGCCCAUAUUGGAUGAAGUGCAUCAGCAGAUUAAUCCAUGGAUAUAUCAGAUAACUAGAGUUUACAAGGGAAAGGACUAUGUGGAAACCGAGUUCAUAGUUGGACCAAUACCAGUCGACGAUGAAAAUGGAAAAGAACUUUCAACUGAAAUCAUUACUAGCAUGGCAACAAACAAAACAUUUUACACUGAUUCCAGUGGGCGUGAUUUCAUCAAAAGGGUACGGGAUUAUCGCUCGGAGUGGAAGAUUGAAGUAAACCAACCUGUUGCUGGAAACUAUUAUCCUAUUAAUCUUGGCAUUUAUGUGGAAGAUGGCAGCAAAGAGUUGUCUAUACUUGUAGACAGGUCUGUUGGAGGUUCGAGCAUAAAGGAUGGACAAAUAGAGCUAAUGCUACACAGGAGGCUACUCAAUGAUGAUGGUCGUGGUGUUGCGGAAGCACUAGAUGAAAAAGUCUGUUUGGAUGAUCAAUGUGAAGGACUAGUUAUUGAAGGAAAAUACUAUCUCAAAAUUGACCCACAAGGUGACGGAGCUAGGUGGCGUCGUACAUUUGGUCAGGAGCUGUACUCCCCUCUUCUUCUUGCGUUCGCAGAAAAGGAUGGAGGCAACUGGGGGAAUUCACAUGUUUCAUCAUUCUCUGCAAUGGAUCCAACUUACAGCCUUCCUGAAAAUGUCGCGUUGCUUACUCUUGAGGAACUCGAAGAUGGAAGUGUUCUCCUUCGGUUGGCUCACCUAUACGAGGCUGGAGAGCAUAAGGAUCUCUCGGCCCCGGCGAGUGUCGACCUCAAGAGGGUAUUCCCAGAUAAAAAGAUCGGCAAGAUAAUCGAAACAAGCCUAUCGGCGAACCAAGAGCGCGCUGCCAUGGAGAAGAAGAGGCUGAAGUGGAAGGUGGCAGGGCCUCCCCCAAAAGAAAAUGUGGUCCGUGGAGGGCCCUUGGACCCCUCCAAGCUCGUCGUCGAGUUGGCACCCAUGGAGAUCCGCACAUUCGUCAUCAACUUCGACCACCGACUCGCCGCACAUCCGAUGUAAGCGCCAUGGCGAUGAUCGCCGACGUUGUUGUUAGGAAUAAGCAACUUGUAUUCCCAUGAGGCCAUAGGCCGAUAUAUAUACAUGUAUAGGUGUGGAACAUAUGCAGGAAACCCCUUAUAUAACGGGAUAAAUACAAAGGGGUACAUGACUUAUAUUAUAACUCUAACACCCCCCUCAAACUCAUGGUGGAUGAACAA
This is a messenger RNA of Triticum aestivum (bread wheat), 3477 nucleotides long. Its product is annotated as alpha-mannosidase At3g26720. The record is from RefSeq and is a predicted model, not a curated record. The coding region runs from base 212 to 3280 and encodes 1022 amino acids. Gene Ontology annotation, biological process: mannose metabolic process. The transcript is spliced from 29 exons. Lineage: Eukaryota; Viridiplantae; Streptophyta; Magnoliopsida; Poales; Poaceae. Gene Ontology annotation, molecular function: carbohydrate binding; alpha-mannosidase activity.